Messenger RNA from Mizuhopecten yessoensis (Yesso scallop), 2328 nucleotides. Its product is annotated as cytochrome P450 4A25-like. The record is from RefSeq and is a predicted model, not a curated record. The coding region runs from base 107 to 1606 and encodes 499 amino acids. The transcript is spliced from 13 exons. NCBI's taxonomy places the organism in Eukaryota, Metazoa, Mollusca, Bivalvia, Pectinida, Pectinidae. Gene Ontology annotation, molecular function: oxidoreductase activity, acting on paired donors, with incorporation or reduction of molecular oxygen; iron ion binding; heme binding.
GUGACCGACGUGCCAGUGCCUUCCAUGUAUUGCACCUGUACACACAACCUCUGACUUCUUACAUCAGAGAGUCAUUUAGACGAAUACCAGGUAUCAAUACGUAGAUAUGGUGUCGGUACCAGUGGUUGUGGUCACUAUAGUGACAGGGUACCUUAUAUGGAAACUGUUAUGGUUUGUGGUGACGUACCGGAAGUGGGACCACAUACACAAUUCAACGACACCCCUCGGAACUCGACAUCCGAUCUAUGGCACGAUGCACCAUUACUCAGACGCAGAAAGCUUUCUCAAACACGCCAUGUCCAGACUGGAACAGACUCGCGCCAAAAUGAUGUCAGGCUGGUUAUUCUUCCUCUUCCCAACGUUUGUAGUGUGUCAUCCGGACACGGCCAAACUGCUGCUCCGCUCGUCCGAGCCGAAGGCCAGGCGGUUCAGCAUGGUCUACCGAUCGUUCUUACCCUGGCUGGGUGAUGGUUUACUGGUGAGUGAUGGACCGAAAUGGGAGCGUAACCGGAAACUGCUGACUCCCGCCUUCCAUUUUGAUAUACUGCAGCCAUAUGUAAACACAUACAACAAAGUCACUGAUAUAUUAUUGGACAAGUUAUGGUCGGAGAGUAAGAGCGGUCAGUUUGUAGAGGUGGCCGGACCGGUGGGACUAGCCACGCUGGACACUAUGCUGAGAUGUGCCUUCUCGUACGAAGGAGGCGUUCAAGUUAGAGGAGAGAGCCACCCAUACGUCCGUGCGGUCAAGGAGUUGUCACGCACGUGUAUUCGGCGUACAAUUCGACCUUGGUUAUUCCCGGACCUGGUGUUCUACCUCACCAAGGAAGGUCGACAGUUCCGGUCUCUCACACAAUACGUCCACGAAUUCUCCUCUGAUAUCAUCAAGGCCAGACGCAAAUCGAUCGAGACAGACCCUUCCCAGCUAAAAAAACGGCGUCUUGAUUUCUUGGACAUACUUUUGGCAGCCAGAGACGAAACCGGAACUGGAAUGUCUGACGAGGACAUCCGGGCGGAAGUGGACACUUUCUUGUUUGAAGGACACGACACCACCGCCUCGGCCAUUAGCUGGGCAAUCUACGCCCUGGCAAAAUACCCAAAGGAGCAGGAACACCUGGCGGCGGAAGUGGAGGAAGUUAUCGGAACACGGACAUGCGUAGAAUGGGAAGAUUUGUCUAAGCUACGCUAUCAGAGUCUAUUUAUCAAGGAGGUAAUGCGCAUGUACAGUCCCGUGCCGUUCGUGGCGCGGUGUCUAACGCGCCCCCUGGUGUACGGAUCUACAGUGAUUCCCCCGGGUUUUGGCGUAGACAUCCUUCUAGUUGGCAUCCACCAUCAUCCGGAUGUGUACCCCGAUCAUGACACUUUCCGACCAGAAAGAUUCGCAGACAACGUCGAGGAGGAAAGGGACCCGUACGCAUUUGUACCGUUCUCUGCCGGCCCUAGGAACUGUAUCGGUCAGAACUUUGCUCUGAACGAAAUCAAAGUUGUGUUAACAAGACUCCUGAGAAGAUUCCGCGUAGAACUUGACGAGGAUCACAAAAUCGUAUUCCUCCCGGAUUUGGUGAUGAGGGCAAAAUACGGCAUCAAAGUCAAACUGUGUCCUCGCUGACAGAUAUUUAUGUUUCAGAAACAAUGUAAAACUCAACGAAUUUUUUAAAAUCUUUUUGCCAUUCAGCCCACAAGGUUUCAUACGGUACGAAAAUUCAUUCUUAAUCGUGUAAAUCCAUACACAUCAUAUCGUAAUCUUAUACAAACACAUAUCUGCCGUAAUCAGGACAUAUGCCUUACGUAUCAGGCAUACGGCCAUAUAUAUUUUAGUGUUUAAUUUUAGUAUGUUUUUCGUAUUAGAGCAAAAUAUGAUUUGACGUCAUAUACAGAUUCAGAGUGAGGACUAGAACUCAUUUUUGGUUUCUGCUUUGCUAUUUUCCGUUGCCAGAUCUGUUUGGUAAGGGAAUGCUUUCAUUGUUACGCAAGGCUAUUUAUCAAAAUAACAUCUUAUCGUGAAUUUAUCGAUAGUAUAAUCAGGUUUUUUGUGUGUUCUUAUAUCAGUGUUUAUUCAUACAUAUUCAAUUUAGUAUCACUUGUGCUACACUUAACGCUUUGAAUGAACACACACAAGAAACUAAAAAGUAUAUUAAUGGAUUUCACCAUAAUCACGGUUUACAGACGUGUCAAUUUAGUCCAGACGUUCACCACAUACUGCUUACUAGAUUAAGUCGGGAUGAACUAUUUCACAGAGAUGCAAUGCUGAAUUCAUGUUACGCUCAAAUAUAAUUUGUGAACUCCCAAUAUUGAUCAAGGUGAUUCAAUGUUGUGAAUAUAAAAUGUGUU